AUGCCAACCACCGAAAACUCCACAAAUGAAACUCAAAAUCAGGCAUCCCCGGCAAACAGUGGAAGUGGAACCGCGAAUAUCUCGGACACAAUUGUGCAGGUGGGGGCGAGUGUCAAAGCCCCGAUACCUUCUGUCAGUAGCCCUGCAAUCCCCGCCACCAUUUCGAAAGGUACAACGAAAGACCCCGAACCUGGCCAAACCCAGCCACAGAACGCAAAUAAUGGAUCCAGUGCCACCCAGCUUCCCGUGUCCGUGAUGCAUGUUGCACCUACUACCUCCACCGUGACGGUCGCACCUGUCCAGGCAAGCGCUCAACCAGUUACCUCAUCCAUAAACUCAGUCGUGAGCAACCCGGCUCCAAAGGUGGUCAUGACAACCACGGGACCGAGACCCAUUUCUCCGGUGGUGGCGGGACCGAGAGUGAGCUCUCCAACGGUGACCAUGAGCGCACAACCACCGGCGCGCAUGAGCUCUCCUUUGGGACCAGCCGUGACUCGAGUUGCCACCGCGACCCAGGCACCGGGGAAGGCUGCAGUGAUAGCCAUACCAAGACCAACAACUUUUCAGCAACCAGCUGCAUCCGUCAGACCCCCACAGACCACGUCUGUCCAGCUUCCAGCCAACUUUCAAAUCCCGCCAGGUGAGUGCCUGCCUAGGCAUCACCUGGGACUGAUAAAAAAGCAAAGUGGAGGGAGUAGUGAUAUUGGGGGAAAAAGGUAGUGGCUCUUUCUCAAUUCAUCCUUCCUCGAUUCCUCUCGCCUCCUUCUCAAACCGCAUUGAAGUUCCAAGGUCCCUCCCCUCCGACCUUCUCCUCCAAUGCAUUUUGAGAAGGAGCAGAGGAGAGAGGACACAAGGAAUCAAUGGAAGAUUAAUUGGGAAAGGGCCUGUGUGCCUAUUAAGGGGCACUUUUUAACAUAGACACUGGUAUGGUGCAGUGAAGUGCCCCUUUUAAUGUGAUGUUCUGUCAACAGGCAUGGUGCUCAUCCGUAGUGACAGUGGUCAACUGAUGCUGGUGUCCCAACAAGCUUUGGCCGCAGCCCAGGGCCUCGCAGCCAGAACUCCUGGCACUGGGACCUCUCCUAGCUCCAGGCCACCCGCCACGCAGGUGUGUGUUUGUGUUUGAUAAACUGUGACAGGUGUCUGAUCUUAUACUAUGUACAGUACCAGUCAAAAGUUUGGACACACCUACUCAUUCAAGGGUUUUUCUUUAUUUUUUCUAUUUUCUACAUAGUAGAAUAAUAGUGAAGACAUCAAAACUAUGAAAUAACACAUGGAAUCAUAUAGUAACAAAAAAAGUGUUAAAACAAAUUAAAUAUUUGAGAUUCUUCAAAUAGCCACCCUUUGCCUUGAUGACAGCUUUGCACACUCUUGGCAUUCUCUCAACCAGCUUCACCUGGAGUGCUUUUCCAACAGUUUUGAAGGAGUUCCCACAUAUGCUGAGCACUUGUUGGCUGCAUUUCCUUCACUCUGCCAUCCGACUCAUCCCAAACCAUCUCAAUUGAGUUGAGGUCGGGGGUUUGUGGAGGCCAGGUCAUCUGAUGCAGCACUACAUCACUCUCCUUCUUGUUAAAAUAGCCCUUACACAGCCUGGAGGUGUGUUGGGUCAUUGUUCUGUUGAAAAACAAAUGAUAGUCCCACUAAGCCCAAACCAGAUGGGAUGGCGUAUCGCUGCAGAAUGCUGUGGUAGCCAUGCUGGUUAAGUGUGCCUUGAAUUCUAACUAAAUCACAGACUGUGUCACCAGCAAAACACCCCCACACCAUAACACCUCCUCCUCCAUGCUUUACGGUGGGAACUACACAUGCAGAGAUCGUCCGUUCACCCACACCGCGUCUCACAAAGACACGGCGGUUGGAACCAAAAAUCUCAAAGUUUGGACUCCAGACCAAAGGACAAAUUUCCACCAGUCUAAUGUCCAUUGCUCUUGUUUCUUGGCCCAAACAGGUCUCUUCUUCUGAUUGGUGUCCUUUAGUAGUGGUUUCUUUGCAGCAAUUCGACCAUGAAGGCCUGAUUCACACAGUCCCUUCUGAACAGUUGAUGUUGAGAUGUCUGUGACUUGAACUCUGUGAAGCAUUUAUUUGGGCUGCAAUUUCUGAGGCUGGUAACUCUAGUGAACUUAUCCUCUGCAGCAGAAACAACUCUGGGUCUUCCUUUCCUGUGGCGGUCUUCAUGAGAGCCAGUUUCAUCAUAGCGCUUGAUGGUUUUUGCGACGGCACUUGAAGAAACUUUCAAAGUUCUUGAAAUGUUCCGUAUUGACUGACCUUCAUGUCUUAAAGUAAUGAUGGACUGUCGUUUCUAUUUGUUUAUUUGAGCUGUUCUUGCCAUAAUAUGGACUUGGUCUUUUACCAAAUAGGGCUAUCUUCUGUAUACCCCCCCCUACCUUGUCACAACACAACUGAUUGGCUCAAACGCAUUAAGAUGGAAAGAAAUUCCACAAAUUAACUUUUAAGAAGGCACAUGUGUUAAUUGAAAUGCAUUCCAGGUGACUACCUCAUGAAGCUGGUUGAGAGAAUGCCAAGAGUGUGCAAAGCUGUCAUCUAGGCAAAGGGUGGCUAUUUGAAGAAUCUCAAAUAUAAUAUAUAUUUUGAUUUGUUUAACACUUUUUUGGUUACUACAUGAUUCCAUAUGUGUUAUUUCAUAGUUUUGAUGUCUUCACUAUUAUUCUACAAUGUAAAAAUAAAGAAAAACCCUUGAAUGAGUAGGUGUGUCCAAACUUUUGACUGGUAGUGUGAAUGGAAGAUUAAUGUGUGUGUUAGGGCUGUCAAUGUGUGUGUGCACUAGAUUUCCGCAUUACUUUGAAUACAGACCCAGCUGUUAUGUCAUUUAAAGGUGUCUGCAGCGACUGUCGUGAGAAAAGCUGAGAAUCCAGGGGUGAUCAGAGUGCCUCCUCCUCCUAACCCCCAUGUGACCACAGCACAGAGAACCCCCUUGGUUAAGGUACGCACGCUAAUCUCUGGUCUCAAGCAAUGGUCAAGUUCUGGUUUAGUGUAUGAUCAAACUACAGGUAUGGUCCCAGUAGUGGUUUGAUUAGUGGAUAAAGAGUGGUUAAUAUAGUGGGGUAACAUUGGACAUUACCACUAUGACUUUUCAGUUACCAUUUUCUGUGUGUGCGUGCGUGUUUUGCUCCGCUUCACUCCAGGUGGUAGGGGCUGUUCUGACCCCUCCUGCAGGCCAGAGCCAGACCCCCAGGCCUAUGAUCCGCCCAGUGGCCCCUGUCACAGUCACCCGUUCUCCUGGCCCUGGUCCUCUCAUCAUCCCAACCAAACCCACCAACACCCCCAGGGCCACACCCCCCAGCAUCACACCUGUGAGUCAGACCGCCGACUGGGAUUGGCUAAAGCUAUUGUUUAGCAUGUUAUCUCUGGGUCAUGUUCAUUAAGGUGUAAUGCUACAGAAUGUUCAAAUAGUAAUGUAUAGUGUGCAGAAUAUAAAUGAUUGUCUUCCAGGUAGGUGGGGAAUUUUGUCAGCUCUAUUCAUUACAUUUCUAUUGGCACAUUUCACAUCUUUGGAUACACCCAAGGUUAGUAUGUCUUUCUGUUGCUCAGUAUGACCUCUGACAUGUCCCAUUAUGCUCUCUGUUCAGGAGGUCCUGGAGAAUGUGAAGAAGUGUAAGAACUUCCUGGUGACGCUGAUCAAGCUGGCCUCUAGUGGGACCCACUCUGCUGACAUGGCCAAGAACGUCCGAGAGCUUGUCAAGAGCCUGCUGGUACACACACACUGUGUAAAAUAAAUAAUACAGAUAACGAGCUAUAAUGUAUGCUCACAGUUUUUUGAAAAUUAUAUUGUUUUAUACUAAUACAGUUGCUCAGAGAAAAAUAUUUUGUUUAAGAGGUUUAAAAAUAAAUCUAAAAAAAUAAAUAAUUAGCCUUUUUCUAUAACGUUUUAUGAGAUUGAAGAACACAUUGGGAGGGAUCUUAGACAAUUCGUCCAUACGUAAUCUUUCCAGAUCCUUCAGUCGCACUUAUGGACUGCCCUCUUCAAUUCAAACCACAUGUUUUCGAUGGGGUUUAAGUCUGGAGACUGAUAUGGCCGUUGCAAAAUGUUGAUUUUGUGGUCAAUUAACCAUAUCUUUGUGCACAUCCUGUCUUUGUGCACAUGAUGUCUACAACAGAGGACAUUUAUUAACAAGCUCUUAUUUAGCUCUUAUUUAAUGUGGGGGGGGAAAUUACACUGCUCUGAAAACCCACCAAACUAUUCCUGAGAUAUUUACCUAUUAGAAACAAUUUGAAUAUCAAACUCACAGAAAUGAUAAUUACACAACUACACACAUUUACCAUAAAAGUAGCUAAUUGUGAUGGUAGCCAUUUUGAAGAAUCAGAAAGAAAAAAUGAUUAAGGUGACAACCCCACACGUGAUAUCAUUGAAAAGCCCAAAAUGUCCUCUCAAAGGUACAAUAGGACAUAACACAGUGGCAUGUAUGGCCUUAGAGAUACGGACCAAAAACAAAUGUCCAUUAUAAAAAUGACUUGCUGGGUCUCAGGAGGAUAUACAGUAACAUUUUAGAGUAAGACUAAAAUACAUAAACUAUGCCUUCCAAUAAGGAGAAAGUAAAGGGUGCCGUGGCCUUCCUGUGAAGAAAAGUUAUAGAAUUUUAAUUUCAUAUAAAACCUUUUUGUUUGGAGUCAAACUUGUGGCUCAGGAUUAUAGAGUAAAGAAAAAUAGAAGUGUCAUUUUAAACACUUAUUGGAUAACAGCUCAGCACUGUGUACUUAAAAUGUAAUAUAUGGUGUUUGUUAAUCCUGAAGUAGAUAUACAAAAAUAUCUAAUGGGGGUUUAACUGGGUUCGUAACCAGGGAAAAGCACGCACUCACAUGCUCACACUAGAAUAAUAAUCACAAGUUCUAAUGCUUUCUCAUACACACUUUUUUUCCUGGCACUCUGUCUUCUGUCCUCCAGGAUGGGAGACUUGAACCUGAGGAGUUCACUGACCAACUCUACCGUGAGCUCAAGUCUUCUCCCCAGCCCUACCUGGUGCCCUUUCUCAAGGUGAUGUGAUCAGAGAGAAACACCAACACAUUCAGACCACAGACACGUUCAACCCAGCUUGUCACAGACUGGACAUUCUCUUCCUUAUUCUUCUGCCUCUCUACUCCUCUCCUCCUCUCUCAUUCUCUCUCUCUCUACUCCUCUCCUCUUCUCCCUCUCUGUUCUCCUCUCUCUCUCCUCUCUAUUCCUCUCUCUCCUUACUCCAUGCCUCCAGAAAAGUCUCCCAGCUGUGCGGCAGCUCACCCCCAACCCACAGCUCUUCAUCCAGGAGGUUGACCAACCCAAGCCACAGGCUCCAGCCGCCUCCAAGGCCCCGGCCCCCACUCCAGGCCGCACCCCUACCCUCCUCUCCACCAACGCGAGGCCUGCCCACCUCAGCGCUGCUAGUGGCCAGCCAAUCAAAUCCACCCAGCUAGUAAGCCACACCCUCUCAAUGGUUACCCCUUUUCACCCAAGCGUCAGUCAGAGGUUUCCAUCAGGAUGUAAGGUAUUCCUUUUAUUCAACACAUGCCAAUCAUACAUAUCCUAUCGAUCACCCAUAUACCUAUCACACAAACGUCAAGCAUGAUCCCAGGUCAGGGCUCCUAUAUUCUCAGGUCUAUAUCCAUUCAAAAGCUCUGGGCUUGGAGACUCCAACCCUGUAUAAAGUACCUGAGGUUUACAUAGUAAUCCAGUUAGUGUAAUUGAGAUGUAGAGUCCCUGUUGUGUAGCAGGCAGCUCACUUCUUGAAGUUCUUCUCUGUACUUUGUCUUCAUUCUCGCUCUCCUAACUCACAGAGCCCUGAGGUUAGGCCUAAUUAUGUUAGAGCCUAGGCUGAGGACUAACUAGGUUACAGCUACUGUUCCCAAAAUGAGGAUUCUCAUCAGUUCUCCUCUGCAGACAGAGACACACAGCUCUCUCACCUUCAGAGGGAAAACUCAUAAUGUGGAGAGCAAUCACAACAUUAUUCAGAUUUUCUGUAAUGGUAUUUCCUUAAUUAACAGUGUGAUUGCCCCCAGUUUUGUGUGAAUGCCCAGAAUACAUUUACAUACACGAAUGGCCCAAACUGUGAGAAGAAAAGCUCUGUAUGAGUGGAUGUAGUUCUGUUCGUUUGGAGUUUUAGGAGCAUCACACUCAGCAUUAUUCUUCACUCCCUGAGUAGAUCAGAUCCAUGUCCAGAUGGUCUGGUUUGUGAAUGGUUUAUCUAAUUGUGUUCCAGAGGCUCAUUUUGAGGUGUGUUUGCCCCACCACAGGUGAUCCAGCAGCCUAGAGGUGUGGUGUAUAAGCCUGCUGUGACAACCUCCGCCCCGGCCCGUACAUACCUGUCUGUUCAGAACAGGAGCCUGGCCAAACCCAUGGUCCUACAGUCAGGACAGCACUACAACACAGGUAGAACCACACUCACACUCACACAGCACCACAACACAGGUCAACCACACCUUACACAUCAACUGGCUAAGGCCUUGUUCUCCUCAGUUCUUUAUGUUGUCAUCUCCCUUGUUGUCCCCCUAGGAGCUAUUGUCAGGCGGACUCCUUUCCUGGUCCCACCUCCUCCAGCCCAGAGACAUCCCUUCAAGGACAGUGUUGGUUCCUUCAGGUAACACAUACAUUUGUGACCAGAGCCUGUUGUGUACUGCACUAGUAUGUAUGGAGGGUCCAAAUAUUGCGUAGCUAUUCACUGAACGCUAAUUCACUCUAAGCCAGAACCCAGUUAUCUUGUGUGUCUGAGGUAGAUUUUUUUGUCUGUUAACUCUGUUUAUUUGCUUACCUCAGGGAGGAGGAUGACAUCAACGAUGUGGCCUCCAUGGCUGGGGUCAACGUAAGCGAGGAGAAUGCCCGUAUCCUAGCAACCAACUCUGGGCUGGUGGGCUCUGUGGAACGAUCCUGUCAGGACGAACCCUUCCUGUCCCCAGCCCCGCUGCUCACACACAUCCUCCACACUGGUACCCACAAUCCUCCUCUACUGCGCACACACAUCCUCCACAAUGGUAUCCACAAUCCACCUUUACUGCUCACACACAUCCUCCACACCAGUACCCACAAUCCUUCUCCACUGCUCACACAUCCUCCACACCGGUACCUAGUAAAGCUGUACAACUUCGGCACUCCUUCUGAGCUUUAGAUAGGUGUCAUGCCUCUGGUCACCAGCAGGGUGCAAUGUUGAUUAGAAAUGGACCAUUCUUAACCUCAGAUAGAGAAAACAAUGAAUCUCCCUCUCGCCUCAGUGUUUCAAAAUUGUAGGAGAAAUUAGCAGAAUGGAAUUAGUGUGGCAUAGUGGUGAUGUCAAAAUGUUUAGAAUUAAAGGUUUUAUAUGAUGGUGUGUUCAUCUCUCUCAGGUGAGAAGUUUGGAGUGUCUGAGGUGGGGUCAGACGUGAUCAGUCUGGUGUCUCACGCCACACAGGAGCGUCUCAGAGACCUGCUGGAGAAAGUCACUGUGGUGGCACAGCAUCGCAAGAUGGCCCUCAAGGUGUCCUACCCUGGCAUCAUUAUAUUAUACACACUACAACAGCCCUACCCUGACAUCAUUAUAUUCUACACACUACAACAGCCCUACCCUGACAUCAUUAUAUUAUACACACUACAACAGCCCUACCCUGACAUCAUUAUAUUCUACACACUACAACAGCCCUACCCUGACAUCAUUAUAUUCUACACACUACAACAGCCCUACCCUGACAUCAUUAUAUUCUACACACUACAACAGCCCUACCCUGACAUCAUUAUAUUAUACACACUACAACAGCCCUACCCUGACAUCAUUAUAUUAUACACACUACAACAGCCCUACCCUGACAUCAUUAUAUUAUACACACUACAACAGCCCUACCCUGACAUCAUUAUAUUCUACACACUACAACAGCCCUACCCUGACAUCAUUAUAUUCUACACACUACAACAGCCCUACCCUGACAUCAUUAUAUUCUACACACUACAACAGCCCUACCCUGACAUCAUUAUAUUCUACACACUACAACAGCCCUACCCUGACAUUAUAUUCUACACACUACAACAGCCCUACCCUGACAUCAUUAUAUUAUACACACUACAACAGCCCUACCCUGACAUCAUUAUAUUAUACACACUACAACAGCCCUACCCUGACAUCAUUAUAUUAUACACACUACAACAGCCCUACCCUGACAUCAUUAUAUUCUACACACUACAACAGCCCUACCCUGACAUCAUUAUAUUCUACACACUACAACAGCCCUACCCUGACAUCAUUAUAUUAUACACACUACAACAGCCCUACCCUGACAUCAUUAUAUUCUACACACUACAACAGCCCUACCCUGACAUCAUUAUAUUCUACACACUACAACAGCCCUACCCUGACAUCAUUAUAUUCUACACACUACAACAGCCCUACCCUGACAUCAUUAUAUUCUACACACUACAACAGCCCUACCCUGACAUCAUUAUAUUCUACACACUACAACAGCCCUACCCUGACAUUAUAUUCUACACACUACAACAGCCCUACCCUGACAUCAUUAUAUUCUACACACUACAACAGCCCUACCCUGACAUCAUUAUAUUAUUCACACUACAACAGCCCUACCCUGACAUCAUUAUAUUAUUCACACUACAACAGCCCUACCCUGACAUCAUUAUAUUCUACACACUACAACAGCCCUACCCUGACAUUAUAUUAUACACACUACAACAGCCCUACCCUGACAUCAUUAUAUUCUACACACUACAACAGCCCUACCCUGACAUCAUUAUAUUAUACACACUACAACAGCCCUACCCUGACAUCAUUAUAUUAUACACACUACAACAGCCCUACCCUGACAUCAUUAUAUUCUACACACUACAACAGCCCUACCCUGACAUCAUUAUAUUGUACACACUACAACAGCCCUACCCUGACAUCAUUAUAUUCUACACACUACAACAGCCCUACCCUGACAUCAUUAUAUUAUACACACUACAACAGCCCUACCCUGACAUCAUUAUAUUCUACACACUACAACAGCCCUACCCUGACAUCAUUAUAUUAUACACACUACAAACAGCCCUACCCUGACAUCAUUAUAUUCUACACACUACAACAGCCCUACCCUGACAUCAUUAUAUUCUACACACUACAACAGCCCUACCCUGACAUCAUUAUAUUCUACACACUACAACAGCCCUACCCUGACAUCAUUAUAUUAUACACACUACAACAGCCCUACCCUGACAUCAUUAUAUUCUACACACUACAACAGCCCUACCCUGACAUCAUUAUAUUCUACACACUACAACAGCCCUACCCUGACAUCAUUAUAUUAUACACACUACAACAGCCCUACCCUGACAUCAUUAUAUUCUACACACUACAACAGCCCUACCCUGACAUCAUUAUAUUCUACACACUACAACAGCCCUACCCUGACAUCAUUAUAUUCUACACACUACAACAGCCCUACCCUGACAUCAUUAUAUUAUACACACUACAACAGCCCUACCCUGACAUCAUUAUAUUCUACACACUACAACAGCCCUACCCUGACAUCAUUAUAUUCUACACACUACAACAGCCCUACCCUGGCAUCAUGACAUACACUAGCAAUACAACAAGGGUCUCCAUCUACAAUUCUGGAGAGCUACGGGGAGUACAGGCUUUUGUUCCAGCCCAGCAGUAACACACCAGAUUUGGAAUAUUCAACUUAUCAAGCUCUUCCUCUCUGCUGGACCAUGAUUAGGUGAAUCAGGUGUGUUACUGAAGGGCCAGAGUGAAAUCCUGCACACCCAGUAGCUCUCCAGAAACCCUGCACUACAACAUUAUUACCAACAUGAUGCCCUCAUAAUACACAUACUACAACCAUAACACCGUUUCACAACUAGUACUACAGCUGUUCUAGAAUCCUCAUGGUCUCUGUGUGUAGGAGGACUACAGUCACGUUCAGACCAGUAACGUGCGUUCCCAGCUCCACUUCCUGGAAGAGCUGGAGCGUCUGGAGAAGCAGAGGAGAGACGAUGAGGAGAGGGAGACACUGCUCCGCAUCGCCAGGGUACAUGUUGCAGAGUUAUGGGGUUACAGUUUUGACAAGGGGUCAAGAAGCUACUAAGACAGGGUUUAUAGGGAUUUGGAGUAUUUUGCAUUUUGCGGUGAUGGGUGCUAUAUUAUUAAUAUUAGCUACUGUGUAUUAAGUUAUUGGAAUUAAAAACAAAUGUUGACUGGAUGAUUAUAGUAUGCUGAGGGACAUGGUUACUCAUGCUUACUUACUUAAGCUGUCUGGUCUAGAUGAACUAUUGUAGACCCCUGCUGCCUCCAGACUGUGAACAUCUGUUUGUGUUUAUUUUAUUCUUCUUCACAGAGUCGCUGUAACACUGAGGACCCAGACCAGCAACUACUGAAACAACGGGCCAAAGAGGUUUGUGUGUUAUGUAAUUGUGUGUGCGCUUGCUUUACGUGAAUUUGCGUCACGUCAGCUUUAACUCUUCAAUCAGACUCCCAUUUCCAAACAGUUAGAGGGAGGGGCUGUCCCCAGGGAUGGACGAGUAGAACACACACACACCUCAUCAGCUCAUUAAGGCUCUGUGCUUUUACUGGUAGCUGCUAAGUGAGCUUCAUUUUAUAGCACAGUGGUGGAGCAUUUCUUUAAGUUUUACCCCAUCUAACCUAAUAUAUACUUUUUAGAAGUAAUGUUUGGGAAUUCUAUAAUGCCUGCUAUUUCUUAGACUAAUUGUUCAUUUAGUAAAUCAGAUGUGUGUGUGUGUAAUGUUUGGCUGGGGGGUUGGAGGGGAUGGGGCUGUAGCUAGAUGAGACAGAGCCAGCGGUAGGGUACUGGUAAUAAAGAGGGAGGAGAGGAGAGACUUUGAGAGGUUGUUUUCUCUGUUGGUGGAUCGCUCACAGCAACAAUGUUCCCAGCGGUCUCUCCACGGCAACAGCAGAAAUCAACAAAAUAGUUUCAUUUACAUACCCAGCCUGUGUGGGUGUGUGUGUUCAGACUCACCCUACACAAACACACACACACACACACACAUCCAAGCCCCAGAGAAGGUACAGCUGUAAUUGGAGCUAAUUUUAAUGGAGUCUGUUUCUGGGGCUGGAGUUGAGGCCUGCGGCAGGCACAAAGCUGAAUCAAAUUAAAACACCUACGGUGUGUGUGAGGUUGUCGCUAUGUGACCUUUACAACACUAUAUAUUAAUUGGUUGAGAUUUAGCUAGUGUGAUUCUUUAUUGGCUCACUGUAUAUCGUUUUAUAGAAAUUACCCUAGCGUCACACUGUUUUAGUUAUUCCUUAAUGAGCACUCAACUUCCCAUCCUUUAGAGCAGUGUUUUCCAAACUCUGUCCUGGGCCUCCAAGGGGUGCACAUUUUUGUUUUUUGCCCUAGCACUACACAGCUGAUUCAAAUAAUCAAAGCUGGUGAUGAGUGCUAUGGCAAAACCCAAAAAUGUGCACCCAAGGGGAGGGCUCAGAACCGAGUUUGGGAAACCCUGCUUUAGAGGGUUUUACAACCCCCCCCCCCUCUCUCUCUAUAGCUCCAGCAGUUGGAGCAGGCUCAGCUGCAGCACAGAGAAGCCAACCUCACUGCCCUGGCUGCCAUCGGACCUCGCAGGAAGAGACCACUGGACUCCAAUGGAAUCCAGGUAUGUACAGUGUGUGUGUGUUAUUAUACUGAGAGAGUGGAUGGAGGUUCUUGGUUAUCAGUGAUCUUAUGGUAUCUGUGGCUGAUUUUCAAUCUUUGACAUCAGGUGGGCAGGGGAUGUACCAGGUGGUCAGGGGAUGCUUGUAUGAGGAACACCUGUGUUAGUGUCGCCGAUAAGAAACAACAUUCAGGGGAGACUAGACCUGUGAAGCGAAGGAGCAGACAUGCGCUGGACUGUUAGUUUAGGUUAAAGAGCGUCUAAUUGAACUGAGUUUAUUUAAUUCCCUGGCCCUGCAGGCGAUGGGUUUAGAGAUGAAGCUAUGUAAACUGAACACAUUAACUGCUGCCUUUGAACUGCGUUACCUAGAGGACCCUGCAGCCUGAGGAGCUUUCCUCUCCUGCCUCCUCUCUCUUUCCUCUGUAGCGCUACAGGGCCUUCCUUUCUGCUCUCUCAGGCAUCGCCUCUGUGUGCCAGAAUGUGAAGGAGAAACGGAGGGGGGAGAAGGGAAGCUGUCUGGCAUAAUGGUGAUGUCGAAAGGUUUAGGAUGAAAGCUUUAUCUGUUGGUGGGUUUAUCUCUCUCUCUCUCUCCUUGUGUCUUCCUCCUCUCUCUGUUGGCCAUUCAUCUCUUUCUCUCUCUAUCUCUCUCCCUCUUUCUCUCUCUCUUUGUUGGGGUGUUCUUCCCCCCUCCACCCCCUCUCUUUCUCUCUCAGGUGGGGCCAGGUGGCAUUAUGUCAGUACUACAGAGGGCUGGGGUUCAGAGAGUGACUGGGGUCUCUCUGAGGGACUUACUGUUCUGUCUAGAACAGGACCCUCCUCUACGACACUCUCUCACUCUCUACAAGGGCCUGCUCAGAUAG
Messenger RNA from Coregonus sp. 'balchen', 12405 nucleotides. The record is from the annotation of a GenBank genome assembly. NCBI's taxonomy places the organism in Eukaryota, Metazoa, Chordata, Actinopteri, Salmoniformes, Salmonidae.